GCAGCGCGGCCGGGUGGAUGGAUUUUGUCGCCCCGCGGCCGCCCUGGAGAUGCCGCGCCGCUCGCCCGUGGUCGCCUGGCUGCCGUGGCUCGCGCUGCUGGGCCCCGCGGCGGCCGCCGCUUGGGAGGUGCACGUCGACGAAGCCGCCGCCGCCGCCGCCGGGGCCCCGCUGCUGGACGUGUCCGUGGGGCCCGGGUGGCUGUACGCGCUGGACGAGGCUCUCACGCCUCGCGCGCUGAGGGAAGCCGUGGAGGUGACGCCCGGCGGGCUGCUGAGGAGGACCGCGGUGCCCGCGCAGUGCGGCGGCGGCGGCGGGGCGCCCAACCCGCUGCCUCUGAGCCUGCGCUUGGUUUCCCGCGCAGGCGGCGGCGUUUCCCUCACGCUGCGACUGGCGGCCUACCUGCACGGGCCCGGCUGCCUCAGUCGCCGACGGGCGGGAGCCCCGGCGCACUUGUCCCUCCCCGACGCGGACCCCGCGCUGAGGCGGAGGCUGCGCGGCCUGCCUCGCUGCCCCGCCGCCCCGGAGCCUCAGGAGGGGAUGGAGGAGGAAGAAGAGACUCCGCUCCUUGAGGCGCUGCGGGCCUUGACGAGUUUCCCGCGCUGCCGGUGCCUCCACGGGCCUCCCCUCAGGAGCCCUGAGGGAAAAGGCGGGAAAAGCCUAAGGCUUAUUUGUCAUUUGACCAGGGGCCCUGGGGAGGUACUGGUGGAGUUUGGUGGGCGCCAUUUUGAGGGAAGGGAGUGGAUGGCAAGUGGGUCGGAAGGGCAGCGCAGGUUGGGUAGAAAGAGGAGGGCGGCCUCUCAGGAAUGGCGGGUGGGGAGGGAGGGCAGCCGGGGUUCAUGGCCCUGGGGGCUGCCAUCGCUACCACAACGGACGCUGAGGAGCGCCAACUACCCUCCGCAGUUCAAGCUGCCCAACUACCAAGUGUCGAUUGCGGAGAACCAGCCGGCGGGCACGGCGGUCAUCACCUUGGAAGCCCACGACCCGGACGAGGGCGAGGCGGGCCGCCUGACGUACUCCAUGGAGGCGUUCUUCGACAAGCGCUCCGACGACUACUUUGCUAUCGACGCCGACACAGGCGUGGUGGUCACCACCCGCAGCCUGGACCGCGAGACGAAGGACACCCAUGUGCUUCAAGUGAUCGCGGCGGACCAUGGUGUGCCGCGGCACCGCUCGGCCGUCACCUUCCUGACAGUGACGGUGAGCGACACCAACGACCACGGCCCAGUGUUCGAGCAGCCAGAGUACCGGGAGAACAUUCGGGAGAACCUGGAGGUGGGUUACGAGGUGCUGACAAUCCGCGCGACGGACGAGGAUGCCCCGGACAACGCUAAUCUGCUCUAUCGUAUCCUGGAACCGGGUGCUGGAGAGGGAGUCUUUGAGAUUGACCCUCACUCAGGUGUCGUGAGGACCUGUGCCCCUGUGGACCGAGAGGAGGUCUCUGAAUAUCAUCUUGUGGUCGAAGCCAACGACCAAGGUAAAGAGCCCGGUCCUCGAAGCGCCACAGUCACGGUGCAUAUCACAGUCGAGGAUGAGAAUGACAACUCGCCGCAGUUUAGUGAGAAACGCUACUUGGUGCAAAUCCCAGAGGACGCCCCAGUAAAUAGCCAAGUGCUGCAGGUGCAAGCUACAGACCGAGACCGCGGCAACAACGCCCAGGUGCACUACAGCAUCGUGAGCGGCAACCUCAAGGGACAGUUUUACAUCCAUUCUUUUUCCGGUUCCAUUGACUUGAUCAACCCCCUGGACUAUGAGACGAUCCGAGAAUACACACUGAGGAUCAAGGCCCAGGAUGCGGGGCGGCCUCCACAGAUAAAUUCUAGUGGGAUGGUGUCCAUUCAAGUUUUGGACGUCAACGAUAAUGCCCCCAUUUUUGUAAGCACCCCUUUUCAAGCCACCGUGCUAGAGAACGUCCCUCUGGGUUACUCAGUGUUACACAUUCAGGCAGUAGAUGCUGACUCUGGGGAUAAUGCCCGCUUGGAAUACAAACUCAUUGAGCUGCCUCACCCUUCUGCACCGGUGUCUUCAGGUGGGGACAUGGGCUUCCCAUUCCAGAUCAACAACAGCACUGGGUGGAUUACAGUGUCAGCUGAGCUUGACCGGGAGACUGUUGAGAACUACCACUUUGGGGUGGAGGCCAGGGACAAUGGCGUCCCUGUCAUGACUUCCUCAGCCAGUGUGUCCAUCACUGUCCUCGAUGUCAACGAUAACAGCCCUACUUUCACUGAAAAGGUUUACCAGCUCAGGCUUAAUGAGGACGCAACAGUAGGCAGCAGUGUCCUGACGCUGACGGCAGUGGACAAGGAUGUCAACAGUGUGGUGACCUACCAGAUCACUAGUGGCAACACAAGGAACCGCUUUGCUAUCACUAGUCAGAGUGCAGGUGGGCUGAUCACUCUGGCCUUGCCACUGGAUUACAAGCAAGAGAGGCAGUAUGUGCUGACUGUCACUGCUUCCGAUGGAACUCUAUUUGACACUGUCCAAGUCUUCAUCAAUGUCACAGAUGCCAACACACACCGACCAGUUUUCCAGAGUUCCCACUACACUGUGAGUGUCAGUGAAGACAAGCCAAUUGGCACACCCAUUGUAACUAUCAGUGCCACUGAUGAGGAUACUGGGGAGAAUGCUAGGAUCACUUACAUCCUGGAGGAUAACAUCCCUCAAUUUCGCAUUGACCCUGACACGGGCACAAUCACAACUUUGAUGGAGCUUGACUAUGAGGACCAAGCCUCUUACACACUGGCCAUCACAGCCCAGGACAAUGGGAUCCCUCAGAAAUCUGACACCACCUAUGUGGAGAUCCUCAUUUUGGACUCCAAUGACAAUACGCCCCGUUUCCUUCGUGACCGCUACCAGGGUGCUGUCUUCGAAGAUGUGCCCCUCUCCACCAGUGUCCUGCAGGUGUCCGCCACUGACCGUGACUCUGGCCCUAAUGGCCGCAUCCUUUAUACCUUCCAGGGUGGUGAUGAUGGUGAUGGUGAUUUUUACAUUGAGGCCACAUCAGGGGUGAUACGGACGCUGCGCAAGCUGGACCGUGAAAACGUAGCUGUCUACAGCCUGAGGGCUUUUGCUGUGGAUAGGGGCAGCCCACCCCUAAAAGCAUCUGUGGAUAUUCAGGUUACUGUGCUGGAUAUCAACGAUAAUCCACCUGUAUUUCAGCAAGAUGAAUUUGACAUCUUUGUGGAGGAGAAUAGCCCCGUGGGUUCCAUUGUAGCCCGGAUCAGUGCUGUAGACCCCGAUGAGGGAACUAAUGCACAAAUCAUGUAUCAGAUCGUGGAAGGGAACAUCCCUGAGGUCUUCCAGCUAGACCUUCUUAAUGGUGAUCUCACAGCCCUGAUGGAUCUAGAUUAUGAGAGCCAGACAGAGUAUGUAAUUGUGGUGCAAGCUACCUCAGCCCCACUUGUGAGCCGAGCCACCGUACACAUACGCCUUCAAGAUCAGAAUGACAACCCUCCUGUGCUACAAGACUUCCAGAUCCUUUUCAACAAUUAUGUCACCAACAAGUCUAAUAGCUUCCCUUCUGGAGUGAUUGGCAAGAUCCCUGCUCAUGACCCUGAUAUAUCGGACCAACUUGAUUACACCUUUGUCCAGGGCAAUGAGUUAAAUCUGCUGCUUUUGGACUCUGCUACUGGAGAACUUAAGCUUAGCCGCGACUUGGACAACAACAGACCCUUGGAAGCCAUAAUGAAAGUGUCGGUUUCAGAUGGCAUUCACAGUGUUACAGCGCUUUGCACCUUACGGGUGACGAUCAUUACUGAUGACAUGCUGACCAACAGUAUCACAGUACGACUGGAAAACAUGUCCCAAGAGAAGUUUCUCUCACCACUGCUUGCUCUCUUUGUGGAAGGUGUGGCUACUGUGCUAUCGACAACCAAAGAGGGCAUUUUUGUUUUCAAUAUUCAAAACGACACAGAUGUCAGCUCCAAUAUUCUGAAUGUGACCUUUUCUGCUUUGCUUCCUGGUGGUAUUCGGAACAAGUUCUUCCCCUCGGAGGACCUUCAGGAGCAGAUAUACCUCAACAGGACACUCUUAACAUUGAUAUCUACCCAGCGAGUAUUGCCUUUUGAUGACAACAUUUGUCUGCGGGAGCCUUGUGAAAACUACAUGAAGUGUGUGUCCGUACUUAAAUUUGACAGCUCUGCUCCAUUUAUCAGCUCAAACACUGUCCUGUUCAGACCCAUACACCCCAUCAAUGGGCUGAGGUGUCGGUGUCCCCCUGGGUUUACAGGUGACUACUGUGAAACGGAGAUUGACCUGUGCUACUCUAACCCUUGUGGAAACAAUGGCCUUUGCCGAAGCCGAGAAGGAGGCUACACUUGUGAAUGUUAUGAAGACUAUACGGGAGAGUACUGCGAAGUGAACGCUCGCUCUGGGCGCUGUGCUCCGGGAGUGUGCAAGAAUGGUGGGAGGUGUGUCGAUCUGCUCAUAGGAGGCUUCAAAUGUGAAUGCCCUGCUGGCGAAUAUGAGAGACCUUACUGCGAGAUGACCACAAGGAGCUUUCCCCCGGAGUCAUUUGUCACUUUCAAAGGAUUAAGGCAACGUUUCCAUUUCACAGUUUCUCUAAUGUUUGCAACCAGGGAAAGGAAUGCUCUGCUUCUCUACAAUGGGCGUUUUAAUGAAAAACAUGAUUUUAUUGCACUUGAAAUAAUUGAAGAACAGAUCCAGCUGACGUUCUCUGCAGGGGAAACCACUACAACAGUUGCCCCCUUUGUUCCAGGAGGGGUUAGUGAUGGGCAGUGGCACUCUGUCCAGGUGCAGUACUAUAACAAGCCCAACAUAGGAAGAUUAGGUAUACCUCAUGGACCUUCAGGGGAGAAGGUGGCAGUCGUAACAGUUGAUGACUGCGAUACUACAGUCGCUGUUCGUUUCGGAAGUUUUAUUGGAAACUACUCAUGUGCAGCUCAGGGAACGCAGACAGGCUCCAAAAAGUCUUUGGAUCUAACUGGCCCAUUGCUCCUUGGAGGAGUUCCAAACUUGCCUGAAGAUUUUCCUGUGCACAACAGACAGUUUGUUGGAUGUAUGAGGAACCUCUCCAUUGACAGCAAGCCGAUUGACAUGGCCAGUUUUAUAGCCAACAAUGGCACUCUUGCAGGCUGUUUAGCUCAGAAGAAUUACUGCACCACCAACUGGUGUCAGAAUGGAGGCACCUGUGUGAACAAAUGGAAUACCUACACCUGCGAGUGUCCCCUGCAGUAUGGAGGAAAGAACUGUGAGCAAGCAAUGCCUUUCCCUCAACGUUUCACCGGAGAAAGCAUCAUCAUCUGGAGUGAUCUUGAUAUCACUAUUUCUGUGCCAUGGUACAUUGGUCUCAUGUUUAGAACGCGCAAGGUUAAUGGCAUGUUGAUGCAAGCAAAUGCAGGGGUAUCGUCCAAGAUCAACAUUCAGAUACUGAAGAAAUACGUGGUAUUUGAAGUCUACGAUGGACUGAACCAAGUGGCUAGUUUGCGGAUGACUCAGUCCCGAAUCAGUGAUGGCGAGUGGCAUCAUGUGCUAAUAGAACUGAAGAGUGCAAAAGAUGGCAAAGACAUCAAGUACCUGGCUGUUGUAUCCUUGGAUUAUGGGAUGUAUCAGAGCACUGUACAGAUUGGAAAUCAGCUGCCUGGACUGAAAAUGAAAAGCAUUAUUGUAGGAGGCGUCUCCGGAGAUCAAGUCUCUGUUCAGCAAGGCUUCUAUGGUUGUCUCCAGGGAGUGAGAAUGGGGGAAACAUCCACAAAUGUAGCUACUUUGAACAUGAAGCAGGCAAUCAAGAUUAAUGUCAAGGAAGGCUGUGAAGUGGACAAUCCCUGUGAUUCUAACCCUUGUCCCCAGCACAGCUAUUGUAGUGAUGACUGGGACAGCUAUUCAUGUGUCUGUGAUCCAGGGUACUUUGGGACAGAAUGUGUUGAUGUGUGCAGCCUGAACCCAUGUGAGCAUGUCUCUACCUGUGUCCAUAAGCCAAGCUCUUCUCAUGGAUACACCUGUGAAUGUGGGCAAAGCUAUUAUGGCCAAUAUUGUGAAAGCAAAAUUGAUUUGCCCUGUCCUAGAGGUUGGUGGGGAAAUCCCAUUUGCGGGCCAUGUAACUGUGAGAUCAGUAAGGGAUUUGAUCCUGACUGCAAUAAGACUAAUGGAAUAUGCCGGUGUAAGGCAAACCAUUACAGACCACAGAACAGUGACCACUGUUACCCAUGUGACUGUUUCCCUUCUGGUUCCCACACUCGCACCUGUGACCUAGAAACAGGGCAGUGUCCCUGUAAGCCAGGAGUAAUCGGGCGACAGUGCAAUCGCUGUGAUAAUCCCUUUGCUGAAGUUACUGUUCAUGGCUGUGAAGUGGUUUACAAUGGAUGCCCCAAAGCAUUUGAAGCUGGCAUAUGGUGGCCACAGACCAAAUUUGGGCUGCCUGCUGCAGUGCCCUGUCCCAAGGGAUCAACAGGAAAUGCUGUCCGUCACUGUAACAGCGAAAAAGGCUGGCUCCCUCCCGAACUUUUCAACUGUACUACCCUUGCCUUUGUGGAUCUGAAAAUCAUGAAUGAAAAGCUUAUCCGUAACGAGACCAACAUGGACGGCGAUAAGUCAGUUCACAUAGCCAAAGUGCUCCAGAAUGCCACCAACCACACAGGCUCCUUCUAUGGGAAUGACAUUCGGACCGCCUACCAGAUGAUGCUCAGGGUGCUGCAGUAUGAAAGCGAGCAGCAGGGGUUUGAUCUAGCUGCAACGAGGGAUGUGGAUUUCAAUGAGAACAUAAUAAAAGCAGGUAGUGCUCUACUGGACCCUCGUACCAAAGAGCACUGGGAACACAUCCAGAGGACAGAGGGGGGCGCAGCACACUUGCUGAGACACUAUGAGGAAUAUUUCAGUAACGUAGCCAAGAACAUGAAAAAAACCUACAUGAAACCUUUCAUAACUGUUACCACAAACAUGAUUAUUGCUGUUGACAUCUUUGAAAAGUCUAAUUUUACGGGCGCUAAAGUACCACAGUUUGAUGCGAUUAAAGAAGAUUAUCCUAGAGAUUUGGAAUCGUCUGUUUUGUUUCCUGAUACUUUGUUCAGAGCUUCCGAUAGAAAAGCCAUUCCUACGAUGAAGCCUUCAAACCUUAGAUUGCCUUCUAAAAUAGAAGACGAGUUUUUGAAGAACAAAAAUGUGCUUGCAAAAAGAAAACGUCGGCAUCCAGAGGACACGACACAGCAUGCGGUUGCUAUCGUGAUUGUAUAUCGAACCCUAGGGCAGUUUCUGCCUGAGAGCUAUGAUCCUGACCGAAGGAGCCUGAGAUUACCCAAUCGGCCCAUUAUAAACACCCCAAUCACCAGUGCAAUAAUUUACAGAGGUGGGGAAUCUUUACCAAAUCUUCUGGACAGCCCCAUUAUGAUUGAUCAUGCAUUGCUGGAAACAGAGGAGAGAACAAAACCCGUCUGUGUGUUCUGGAACCACUCAACUGCAAUUGGAGAAACCGGAGGCUGGUCCUCAAAGGGAUGUGAGCUGUUCUCUAGAAGCCAGAGCCGAAUUGUUUGCCAGUGCAACCAUAUGACCAGUUUUGCUGUCCUAAUGGAUAUUUCAAAACGUGAAAAUGGCGAGGCACUCCCUCUGAAGAUUAUCACUUACACAACGGUCUCCAUCUCACUGGUAGCUUUGCUGCUUACCUUUGUCCUCCUUGUGCUGAUCCGAACCCUGCGCUCCAACCUGCACAGCAUCCACAAAAACCUGGUGGCUGCCCUCUUCUUCUCAGAGUUAGUCUUCCUGAUAGGAAUCAACCAGACAGAAAAUCCGUUUGUGUGCACGGUGAUAGCCAUUCUUUUGCACUACUUCUACAUGAGCACCUUCGCUUGGAUGUUCGUCGAACAGCUUCACAUCUACCGGAUGCUGACGGAAGUGAGAAACAUCAACUUUGGACACAUGAGGUUCUACUACGUCAUGGGCUGGGGGAUUCCUGCCAUUAUAACGGGUCUUGCAGUGGGGCUGGAUCCACAGGGCUAUGGGAACCCAGAUUUCUGCUGGCUCUCCGUUCACGACACCCUGAUCUGGAGCUUUGCAGGACCUAUUGUGAUCGUUGUGGUUAUCAACGUUGUGAUCUUCAUACUAGCAGUUAAAGCAUCGUGCAGACGACGACAGCGUUCACUGGAAAAAACUGGAGUUGUCUCUGUACUGCGGACUGCUUUCCUACUGCUGCUGUUGAUCAGCGCUACCUGGUUACUCGGUCUGAUGGCGGUGAACAGUGAUGUAAUGACAUUUCACUACCUGUUUGCUAUCUUCAGCUGCUUACAGGGCCUGUUCAUCUUUUUCUUCCACUGUAUAUUCAAUAAAGAAGUGAGGAAACAUUUGAAGAAUACUUUCACUGGAAAGAAGCCACUCCCCGAUGACACCGCCACCACAAGAGCUACAUUGUUAACCCGGUCUCUGAACUGUAACGACACGUACGUAGAAGAGCCAAAUAUGUAUCGCACCACUCUUGGGGAAUCCACCGUCUCCUUAGAAAGCACCGUCAGGUCAGCCAAGAGUCACAAUAGCUACCUUGCUUAUAUUCUCAGAGAUGAAGCCGCCCAGAAGCUUAGUGUGUCAUCAAGCCAAGCAAGAGCUGGUCAUACAGAAGGCGAUUCCUCCAUCUUCCACAAGAAGCCAUCAAAAUCCAACGAGAACGAUUCUGACUCGGACAGCGAGUUGUCCCUUGACGAACACAGCAGCUCCUAUGCCUCCUCACACUCGUCGGAUAGUGAGGAUGAUGGGGUAGAAGCAGGGAAAAAAUGGAACGCAGCCAGCUCAAAAAACAAUGACCGGGGUCCACUCCACAGCACUCCCAAAGUGGAUUCUGUUCCCAAUCACGUGAAACCCUACUGGCCUUCUGAGGGUGUAACGGCAAGUGAUGGGGAGGAGCCAAGUGCAAAGCAAAAGCUGAAGGUGGAAACCAAGGUGAACGUGGAACUUCACCGGGAAAACCACACCAACCACAGCAGCGAAGCGCCUCAGGAUACAGAGAAUGAAGGGCAGCAGAAGGAGAACAAGCCACUUGUGCAGCAGAACCACCAGCAGCCAGAACAGAGGAAAGGCAUACUGAAGAACAAAGUCACCUACCCACCGCCACUGGUGGACAAAAACAUGAAGAACAGAUUAAGAGAAAAACUGUCAGAUUAUAAUCAAACCACUAUCUCGUCAAGAAUGACUUCCAUCGGGACUAACAAUGGCAUCCGUGCCACUUCAGAUUCUGGAGUAACAAUAAAAAACCCCAGAAGAAAUCAGCCUCCAGAACAGAUAAACGGUUUGGCCAUGAAUGUCCAUGUGGGAACCGUAACUGCGGAUACUUCCGAUUCUGAAGGCAGUAAUGAAACUUCAAUUUGAAUCAUCAGGAAAUGGUGACAACCUGCUGCAACUUGCGAGAGACGACUCCGCCGGUGAUGCCACUUCCCUGGGACCUUUUGAUUCUGCCUUCGCCAAGGGACGUUGCAUCUGGGGAAAGUUUCUCACGGCGCCACCCCUGUGGCCAUGCCCCAUUUCCUGCAAUCUACACAGUAAGGCAGCUUAUGGUACCUUCAGGGUCUGCCUGACUGCAUCAGUUGUGCCAAAACAAGCGGAGACUGAUGAAUGGAAGUCGCUACUGGAGAGCAAUGCCUUUUGGGAAAGUGGACAGAGCCAUAGCAAUGCUGCAAGGAUAUCCUUGAGGAAUAAAUGGUCCACAGUACAGUAGACAUACCGGCUUAAACCAAGCCCUACCCGCUCUUACUCUCGGCCUACGCUGGAGAUCCAAUAGGAUCUGUGAACUCAGGAGAAAAACAUAACAACACCAAGUGCCCUUUUCAAUUCCUUUGCCAGCUUGUGGUGGACACUUUUGUCUUAAAAUACCAUCAUUUUGAUAUAAAUAUAUAAAAAUAUAAAUAUAUAUAUAUAGCUGUAGAUAUUUUUUAUAUAUUUUAUAUGGUGAUUCUUUAAAAGUUUCUUUUUGUACAUUUCACGUAAUAUGACCGUUUUCUUAAAAAAUUGAUAGCAGGAGUGUAAUUGUGAAAGAGCUUUGAUAUUUUUUAUAUUAAAAAGAAUUGCACAAGUGUACUUGAAUUUGGCAUUUCAGGGUGGGGAAAUAUAACUAACGUCUGCAUCACGCCUAACUGGUAAUGCAGUCUUUUUAAAAAAGGCUGCCAUGUAUCUCUGGAAACUUAGAAGAAUUUGUCAGAAUAAUCUGAAAUAUUUUAAAGGAUUCAGUGUGUAUUUUUGUACUCCUCUACACCAGGCAAUCAUCCAGUAACAACAAAAGUAUUUGUGGGUGAUUUUUAAGGAAAUCUGCCUUUUCCCCACUAUUCCAUCUACACGUAGACAUUUUCUUUAUUUUUCUGCACUACAAAAUUUAUACUUGCUUAGGGGGGGAAAUGUGAAAUUAACUAUUUUUGUGUGGCGCAGUUAAGUACUGCAAAGCAGAAUUGUUAACCUGAAUGCCCAGAAGUGCCUUUCCAGAAGUAAAGGCUUUUAGUUAAUGGGCUGAACAGCAUUUCUCCAUAAUGUGGAAUUCCCUUUUAGAUUCCUGGGGGUCAGGGAGGGUAGCUGACAACAAAUUCACAAUUUAUAAAAAUAAUAAACGUGUAACUUGUAUUUAUGAUAUUUGAUCUCAGAAUGCACAAAGCUGCCCCUCAUUUGUUCAUUUACCCAAAAAGGGAAACUUAAGUCAAUUGGCAUGAUGCAACCUAGUUAAGCCCCCCAGAUUUCAGUGGCAGAAUUGAGCAUUUGCUAAGAUCUUUCUCCCUUUGAAAUCAUCGCCUUAUAAGUGCUUAACUUUGAUAAGGUCAGCGAUUCAGUUUUAAGAGAUUAUGAAAGCAGUCCUUUAAUAUUUGGAUUGCAUUCAGAUAUUGCAAAACUACCUUAUUUAAGGGAUACCUGAUAACUGGAUUUCAAGAAAAUCAGAAAAUGUUUUGUUCAAUUUUAUUUUAUUUUUAAACCAACUCCAUUGUCAAGCUCAGAGAACCAGGAAAGAGUAUAGCUCUUUAAAAGGUAUUGCUUUCAUGCUGUAUGAAAAUCUGAUAUAAAAAAAUAAAGUUUUAAAUGUGAACAUAUCUGCCUAUCAUACUUGGGGAUGUGCUAAAUGAUGUUACAGCUGUUUCACAACUAUGUGUAUAUUUUGUCCCAAUGAAAUGUAGUUAGUUUUUUUUAUCAGAAUUGUUAAAGUAUGUCAGCUGUGCUAACCCUGGGGGUGGGGGGUGAAAUCCUGGGGUGGUUUUUUGUUAGUUUAUGGCAGAUUAGACACUGGAGGAAUUUUUUAAACAAAUGUAUAUUUAUUAAUGUGCAGAACACUGGAAUUGAAGCACAGAUGAGAGAACCUAACAAUAAAUUAAGUUUGUGGAUUUGUA
This is a messenger RNA of Lacerta agilis (Sand lizard), 11292 nucleotides long. RefSeq names its product cadherin EGF LAG seven-pass G-type receptor 1 (gene CELSR1). The record is from RefSeq and is a predicted model, not a curated record. The transcript has 35 exons. Gene Ontology annotation, biological process: G protein-coupled receptor signaling pathway; cell surface receptor signaling pathway; homophilic cell-cell adhesion. Gene Ontology annotation, molecular function: calcium ion binding; G protein-coupled receptor activity. The coding region runs from base 50 to 9301 and encodes 3083 amino acids. Gene Ontology annotation, cellular component: plasma membrane. Lineage: Eukaryota; Metazoa; Chordata; Lepidosauria; Squamata; Lacertidae.